Molecule: messenger RNA, 1393 nt
Organism: Spirodela intermedia
Lineage: Eukaryota; Viridiplantae; Streptophyta; Magnoliopsida; Alismatales; Araceae
Source: the annotation of a GenBank genome assembly
AUGUCAUCUGAGUCGGGCUCCCAUUGGGGGUCCUCCCAAGAGUAGAAGAUGUAAAUGUUUCAUCCGCCAUCUCCCUUGCCGAUUUGUGGAUCCAUAAAGGGCUUCUGGCAUUCCACAAUGGGUCAACCAAUCCGAAUCGAGAUCUACUUACCCAAUGGAUCGAUCCCCUAAGCUCGGGUGCGGGUCAAAUUGACCUGUUUAUGGGGACUCAACUACGGUGAUCGGUUGGGUCAAUGAUUGCCUCAAGGCGGUCUGGUCCCUGCCCGGGUCGUCGAUGUAAGAUCCUGAGAUCGGAUUGCACGUGUCCCACGUCGGAGACGCCAAGUAGAUUCGUCCCGGCAUAUCACAUCCUCAGUAGUCGUCGUACGGCGGUCGUCACGACGUCGGUUUUAAGGAUUGUCCCGUCCUUUGCGGCGUUCAAAUCUUGGGAAAAGUCAAUGGUACGGCGUACGGAAGACUAUUAAGGUCUUCAUUGGCGAAUCAGCUCACGCCAUCUGUAAGAGCCAUUUUUGGCUAUCUAACUCUCCACGCGGAUGUAUGUUCCGACAUACAAGAGACGGCCUCGAUGACGGCGACACUACUGACGGAGCUGAUGGGACUAAUCACGUGGCAAAACUUACCGAAAUGAUGACCCGGACUAUAUCAUGGGGAGGAGCACCACGUUGACUUUGAUGAGCAGGUCGUGUUGCCGUACACAACUCGGUUUCUUAGCGACCUGGAUGUAUGAUGUUUCCACGAAGUUUCCUCGUUGACCCCACAACGAAAAAAAUGAGACCCAGUGCAUCCGAAAAUAAGCAGAGGAGAGCGAUCUCACCAAACUGUACUUCUGCUUCCUCGUUCGACCGAGUUGACUCGGGCAAUAGGGCCAUAUCUCUGAAGACAACCUCCCUUUCCGUCAUGGUCAGAAACCUUGACCGGGUGUUGAGGCCAUCUAGUUCGUCCCCCGUUGGCCCACCACCCUCUUCGCCGACUUUGGCAGAAACGAAGCAUUGAACCGAUUGCUCGAUCUGGCCACAGUCGAACUAUGACGAGAAGAACCGUCCUACAAUGGAUCGAUCAUGGCCGUCCAUUAGUCCUCCUGGAUCUCUCAUCCGGGAUCAAGAGUUUCUCAACGCGGACGAAUUCGGACACAUCCGAGAUCAUGACGUAUGCUUGUUCUCUUCGACUCAUGAAUCAGAAGAAGAGAUGAAAUCGUGUGUAUGAUGAACAAAAUGAAGAAGAAACUCUGAAAAUUCUAUACUAGGUUGAGGGAGGAGGAGGAAAGCCGCCGGGGAGGGAGUCCGGCCCUCCGCCGUCCCCCCGGUGCUCCGGCGGUGUUGUGUAGCCCAGCUGCCGGUGCUGCUGCAGCUGCAACUGCCGAAGCUGCUGCUGCUGCUGCUGCCGCCGCCGCUGA